UGAUUGUUCGUAUGACACGCGGAAGUUAAAAGUUGUCAAACAUAUGUUCUACAUUUUGAUUGAAGAUAUCUAUGUGUUUCAACAGAGCGUUUUCUUCACAACUUUAGAAUAAUGUUUUAGAUACUAGUGGAGGAUUAAUCAAUAUUCCAGAAAAAAAGCAGUAACCAUGGCAACAGAAAAGACACAGAAUGGUAAGAGUGGGUCUUCUGACGCAGAUAAGGGAGCUAACCGGACCCUGUACGUGGUCUUCCUGUCCCUGGUGAUUGACCUGCUGGGGUUCACCCUGAUUCUCCCCCUCCUCCCUUCCAUACUGGACUACUAUGGGACCAAUGAAAAGGACACAUUAUAUAAACUGAUCAAGGAUUCAGUGACAGGGUUUAGGGAGAUGGUAGGGGCCCCAGACACUCCCAGGUGGAACUCUGUACUGUUUGGAGGUGUUAUUGGGUCCCUUUUCUCAAUGUUGCAGUUUUUAGCCUCACCCAUCAUGGGUGCAGCCUCAGAUGUCUAUGGCAGAAAACCAGUUCUUAUUGUAUCCAUGGUGGGCGUGGCAGCGUCCUAUGCCCUAUGGGCUGUCUCACACAACUUCACUCUCUUCGUCAUCGCCCGCAUCAUUGGGGGGCUUAGUAAGGGGAACGUCAGCAUAUCUACAGCAGUCAUAGCUGACAUAUUCCCCCCAGAGAAAAGAGGGAAAGGCAUGGCCUUUGUGGGUGUGGCCUUCUCAGUUGGAUUUGUGUUUGGACCAAUCAUUGGAGCUGUUUUCUCCAAAUUUGCCCGUGAGCAACAGGAAGUCUUCUACACAGCCCCUGCCCUUUUUGCACUUGCUUUAGCCAUCAUAGAUGUCAUUUUUGUUUUAAUGUUUUUCAAAGAAACACUGCCUCAACAUAGAAGGGCCAAGUCCAUUUCAUCUGGAUGGCAGAACACAUCACAUCUCAUCAACCCAGUGUCUCUGUUUAAAUUCUCUCCUGUGAAAAAUACUAAUGCUCAGGAUGUGUCUGCGAUGCAGAAGAUAGGUGCUGUGUAUUUUCUGUAUCUUCUAAUGUACUCAGGACUCGAGUUCACACUCACCUUCCUCACUCAUAACAGGCUCAACUAUGACAGUAUGCAGCAAGGGAAGAUGUUUUUCUUUCUUGGGACCAUCAUGGCUUUAGUGCAGGGUGGUUAUGUUAGAAGGAUACCUGCAGGGAAAGAAGUAAAGAUAGCCACCCUGGGAAUGACUAUGCUUAUCCCAGCCUUUGUGUGUAUGGCCUUUGCCUACAGUGCUAGCAUGAUGUACAUAGGCCUGACAUUGUUUGCCUUUGCUUCAGCAACAGUAGUUCCAUGUCUGACAACACUGAUCUCAGGAUUUGGAGGCACGGAUCAGAAGGGGGUGGUGAUGGGAGUGUUCAGAUCUCUAGGGGCUCUAGCCAGAGCUUUCGGUCCCGUCUUAUCCAGUAUAGUGUACUGGAGCUGUGGGGACAAAGUCUGUUACAUAUCAGGGGCAGUUCUACUUAUCAUUCCUUACAUCAUGCUCAGAAAGAUCAAAGGUUCCUCACACACAGCCUAACAAGCUCUCUGAUUGGUCAUUAUCUCCAAU
This is a messenger RNA of Saccostrea cuccullata (small rock oyster), 1573 nucleotides long. RefSeq names its product major facilitator superfamily domain-containing protein 10-like. NCBI's taxonomy places the organism in Eukaryota, Metazoa, Mollusca, Bivalvia, Ostreida, Ostreidae. The transcript has 13 exons. The record is from RefSeq and is a predicted model, not a curated record. Gene Ontology annotation, molecular function: transmembrane transporter activity. Gene Ontology annotation, biological process: transmembrane transport. The coding region runs from base 167 to 1543 and encodes 458 amino acids. Gene Ontology annotation, cellular component: brush border membrane.